AUGGCCGUCCGAGUAAAGAAACCCGAUGAUGAGCCUGGCGCGGCCUGGGUGGCCAUUGUGAUUGGUAUCUUCGUUGCCUUUGGUGGAUUACUGUUCGGAUAUGACACAGGCACAAUUUCUGGCAUCCUGGAGAUGCCCUACUGGAAGGAGACAUUUUCCACAGGAUAUAUCGACGCCAAUGGAGAGCCAGGCAUCAGCUCCGGCGAGGAAUCACUCAUCGUCUCGAUUCUCUCUCUGGGAACCUUUCUCGGUGCGCUCACGGCUGCUCCGACGGCGGAUUUCUUUGGACGAAGAAUGGGUUUGAUUCUCUCAACUGCAUUUGUCUUCAAUCUCGGAGUCAUUUUGCAAACUGCUGCAACCAGUCAGCCGUUGUUUAUUGCCGGUCGAUUCUUUGCCGGCUACGGCGUUGGAUUGAUCUCAGCUAUGAUCCCUCUUUACCAGUCAGAAACGGCGCCGAAAUGGAUUCGAGGGACAAUCGUUGGAAGCUACCAGCUCGCAAUCACAGUUGGCCUCUUCUUAGCUGCAAUCGUCAAUAAUAGCACCGGUCAACGACCUGAUUCGGGCUCUUAUCGAAUCCCUGUCGCCCUGCAAUUUGCCUGGGCUAUCAUUCUGGUCGGAGGUCUUCUUGUUCUGCCCGAGACCCCUCGCUUCCACAUCAAAAAGGGCAAUUACGAAAAAGCCAUCAAAGCACUUUCGAAGCUUCGCCGACUUCCCCAGGAUCACCCUGGUCUAGUCGAAGAACUCGCAGAAGUGCGUGCCAACCAUGAGUACGAGAUGUCAUUGGGCAAGGGCAGCUAUGCAGACCUAUUGAAGGGGACAAUUGCUAAACGACUCAUCACCGGUUGUUUACUUCAGGCACUCCAACAGCUUUCCGGCGUAAAUUUUAUUUUUUAUUACGGAACCGCCUAUUUCACUCGCGCAGGCUUCCAGAAUCCUUUCAUCAUCCAGGUUAUCACCAACACUGUCAACGUGGUCAGUACUUUCCCUGGACUCUAUCUAGUUGAGAGACUUGGACGACGUAAUUUGCUUCUAUGGGGUUCAGCUGGAAUGUGUGUCUGCCAAUAUAUCGUGGCCAUCACCGGUACCGUGGCGGGUACGGAAGACUUGGCAGCUCAACGAACGGCUAUCGCAUUCGUCUGCAUCUACAUCUACCACUUCGCAUCCAGCUGGGGUCCAGUCGCCUGGGUGGUGACAGGAGAACUCUUUCCGCUGAAAAUCAGAGCUCGAGCUCUAAGCAUCACAACAGCUACGAAUUGGCUGCUCAACUUUGCGAUUGCUUAUUCGACACCGUACCUCGUGGACGUGGAGCACGCAAACCUACAGUCCAAAGUAUUUUUCAUCUGGGGAACGUUUUGCGGCAUCGGAUUUGCUUUUGUCUGGUUCAUGAUCUACGAGACCAAGGGCCUUACGCUUGAGCAGGUUGACGAGCUCUAUGAGAUGGUUGACAAGGCCUGGCAGAGCAAGAAGUUCCGCCCCAAGGUUAGCUUCCGUGAUGCCAGCACCGCCGAACAAGGCGGCGAUGGAGCAAGGAAAAUGAGCAUCCGCCAGAUGAGUGUCGCCCAGGAGCAGCGCCGAGCCUCUCAGGCAAACAGCGAGACUUUGAAUGAGAAGAACACGGCGUGA
This is a messenger RNA of Exophiala aquamarina CBS 119918, 1623 nucleotides long. RefSeq lists its product as uncharacterized. Gene Ontology annotation, biological process: carbohydrate transport; transmembrane transport. The coding region runs from base 1 to 1623 and encodes 540 amino acids. Lineage: Eukaryota; Fungi; Ascomycota; Eurotiomycetes; Chaetothyriales; Herpotrichiellaceae. The record is from RefSeq and is a predicted model, not a curated record. Gene Ontology annotation, molecular function: carbohydrate:proton symporter activity. Gene Ontology annotation, cellular component: membrane. The transcript has 6 exons.